Molecule: messenger RNA, 1269 nt
Organism: Aureobasidium subglaciale EXF-2481
Lineage: Eukaryota; Fungi; Ascomycota; Dothideomycetes; Dothideales; Saccotheciaceae
Exons: 1
Coding region: 1-1269 (422 amino acids)
Biological process (GO): positive regulation of mitochondrial translation
Source: RefSeq, a predicted model, not a curated record
AUGCUCAAGAGUGCUGCCACUCUCACCUACGGCACUGCCUGUCGACUCUGGGCCCGCUCGCCCAUUCCACUCUUGCCUGUGAUUCAUGCCCGUCUCAAGCACACCGAUACCGCACCGAUACCGUCGGAUCAAUCGCACUCCAACUCGCCCAAGCGUACCUCUCCUCGUUCGCUCUCUGCCACAACCUCUCUACGUCGUGUUGCCGUCGAAGCACAGCGUUCUCGCCACUCUUUGAUCCGUCACAGCGGUAAGCACCGCUUCGUAGAUCCAGAUGUCCAGACUCAACAAGUCACCGCCUAUUGCGCCGCCGAACAAUAUACUAUCCCAAUUGCAACUCGUCUGAUCUCAAAAGAGGGCUUUGUCGUUGAUCCCUGCGCCACCGCCUUGUAUCCACACGUCGUCCAUUUCCAGACCCCCAAUCAUACUACCAAGGACGACUCUGCGAAAGAGCGUCAUGAAGCGCCCGGCGAUGUCUUUGUCUUUCCUUCAGGCACUCUCGUGUGUUGGAAUGUUCCCGAACCUGUUCAGCAACAUCUCGUCCAUCGUGUCUUGCUGCCCUGUGCCGAAAACCCUCACUUGGAUCGUGUCGAGAUUGAAGACCUCGAAUAUCUGCAGGACCCUUCACACCACUCAAGUGAAGUCAUUGGUGAUACCAUUAUUCUUGGGACAAAACCUCCAGGUGAUGCCUGCUCUGCUUCUUCACCUGAUAUUGACACCGUCCUCGCCAAGAUAGCUUUCUCCUCGGGCCUGGCUCGCUCAGCCAAACUUGCCGUCCUCGAAGAGCUCUUGUCCUCGUACUUCUCUAGCACUCGCUCCAUCCCCACCAUUCUGUCACGCGGUUCGCCCUUGCGCUUCUCAAGAUCCUUCAUUUUGCGCAAGACCGGCGAACUACUCUCCAUCCGCGCACAGCUCAAUCUCUAUUCUGAACUCACCGACAGCUUGCCAGACAUCUUCUGGGACAGCCCCUCCUCUCUUGGCUUGAGUGCCUACUAUGAUGAGGUUGGUCGUGCCUUGGAUGUUGGUGUACGUAUCAAACUUCUGAAUGAGAGGAUGGACUAUGCUGGAGAGAUAGCUAGCGUGUUGCGAGAGAGAUUGAGUGAGAAGCACUCGACUGGUCUAGAAUGGCUCAUCAUCUUCCUUAUCAGUGCCGAGGUAGGCUUUGAGUUGUGGCGCAUCUGGCGAGAGAGGCAAGAGAGACUCGAUCCUGAAAGUACUGAGGCUUUGUUGAGACGUGUCUUGUCGCACAAUCUGGCCCUUCGCGACUCUUGA